AAAUCUGAAGGGAAAAUGGCAAAAGUGAAGGAGAAAGGGCAGGAAAACGGUGACGCUGUGACGGGCAUGGCGGGCGCCUCGGUGAAGGUGGCGGUCAGAGUCCGGCCCUUCAGCGCCCGCGAGAGCAGCCGCCAGGCCAAGUGCGUCAUCCAGAUGCGAGGAAACACCACGUGCAUCACCAACCCCAAGCUCCCUAAAGACGGCACCAAACACUUCACCUUCGACUACUCCUACUGGUCCCACACCUCGGAGGAGGACCCCAACUUCGCCUCACAGCGCCGGGUGUACCAAGACAUCGGGGAGGAGAUGCUGGCACACGCCUUCGAGGGCUACAACGUUUGCAUCCUGGCCUACGGCCAGACCGGCGCCGGCAAGUCCUACACCAUGAUGGGGCGGCAGGAGCCCGGGCAGCGUGGCAUCAUCCCGCAGCUCUGCGAGGAUCUGUUCACCCGCGUCGCACGGGAGGGGUCCCCCGAGCUCUCCUUCUCCGUGGAGGUGAGCUACCUGGAGAUCUACUGUGAGCGUGUGCGGGACCUGCUGAACCCCAAGAGCCGGGGGGGGCUGCGGGUGCGGGAGCACCCCCUGCUCGGGCCCUACGUGCAGGACCUGUCCCGCCUCGCCGUCGCCUCCUUCGCCGACAUCGCCGACCUCAUGGACAGCGGCAACAAGGCCAGGACGGUGGCGGCCACGAACAUGAACGAGACGAGCAGCCGCUCGCACGCCGUGUUCACCAUCGUGUUCAGCCAGCGCCGCCGAGACCCGCUCAGCGACCUCACCACGGAGAAGGUGAGCCGCAUCAGCCUGGUGGACCUGGCGGGCAGCGAACGCGCCGAUGCCUCGGGGGCCAAGGGCAUCCGCCUCAAGGAAGGUGCCAACAUCAACAAGUCUCUGACCACUCUGGGCAAGGUCAUCUCUGCCCUCGCCGAGGCCACCAGCAAGAAGAAGAAGCCAGAUUUCAUCCCGUACCGGGACUCGGUGCUGACGUGGCUGCUGAAGGAGAACCUGGGCGGGAACUCGCGCACGGCCAUGAUCGCGGCGCUGAGCCCGGCCGACAUCAACUACGAGGAGACACUGAGCACCCUGCGCUACGCCGACCGCACCAAGCAGAUCCGGUGCCACGCGGUGAUCAACGAGGACCCGAACGCGCGGCUGAUCCGGGAGCUGCGCGAGGAGGUGACGCGGCUGCGGGAGCUGCUCAGCGCCCAGGGUCUGCCUGACACCGCCCCCCCAGCCCCCCACACCGGGACUGACCCCACCCUCAACGGGGGACCGGAGCCGGAGCCCCCCCUGGGCGCUGCCGAGGCCAUGGAGCGGCUGCAGGAGACGGAGAAGAUCAUCGCGGAGCUGAACGAGACGUGGGAGGAGAAGCUGCGGCGGACGGAGGCCCUGAGGCUGGAGCGGGAGGCGCUGCUGGCUGAGAUGGGGGUGGCUCUGCGGGAGGACGGCGGCACCGUUGGCGUCUUCUCCCCUAAAAAGACCCCUCACUUGGUGAACCUCAACGAGGACCCACUGAUGUCCGAGUGCCUCCUCUACCACAUCAAGGAUGGUGUGACCAGGGUGGGCCAGGUGGACGUGGACAUCAAGCUGUCAGGGCCAUUCAUCCAGGAGCAGCACUGCCUGUUCCGCAGCUGCCCCGACCCCUCGGGGGAAGUUGUGGUGACGCUGGAGCCGUGUGAGGGGGCUGAGACCUACGUCAACGGGAAGCAGGUGACGGAGCCGGUGGUGCUCAAGUCGGGCUACCGCCUCAUCCUGGGGAAGAACCACGUGUUCCGCUUCACGCACCCGGAGCAGGCGCGGCGGGAGCGGGAACGGGGGGCUCCCCCCGGGCCCCCCCUGGACUGGAACCUGGCACAGCGGGAGCUGCUGGAGCAGCAGGGCAUCGACAUGCGCCUCCAGAGGCUCCAGGAGCUGGAGAACCAACCCCAGGCGGAGAAGGAGACAGUGGAGCAGCCACAGCCCCCCACGGCAGACCCCCGGUGCUACGAGGCCGGCUGGCGCCUGAUCUCGUCCCUGCGCGCGGCGCUGCCGGCGCCCGCCGUGCGCUCGGUGCUGCGCCGGGCCGGGCUCCCGCUGACGGCGCCGGGCAAGCGCCGGGAGCCGCUGCGCGUCUACCAGAUCCCGCAGCGGCGCCGCGGGGGCUCCUCGGCCCCCACCCCAGCCCCGGCGCCGGCCUCGCCUCAGCCCUCGUGGGUGACCAUGGCCGACCUGAAGGCGCAGGCGGUGCGGGAGCUGAGCCUCGAGGUGGCCCUGCGGGAGCCGCGGCCGGCGCGGCGCGAGCUGGAGGCGCUGAGCCUGGCGCGGCUGCGCGAGCUGUGCCGGCGCCACGGCAAGCGCGAGCCCACCGAGCGCGACGGCUGGCGCGCCGUGGCCAGGGACGUGUGGGACGCCGUGGGCGGCGGCGGCGAGGACGAGGAGGGCGGCGGCGGCACCUGCGAGCAGGUGAGCGAGGUGGAGGGGCUGCGGCUGCACCUGGACAGGCUGGCGGGGAUCCUGCGCGAGGUGAAGCGGCAGAACAGCGCCAAGGACGAGCAGAUCCGCGCCCUGCGCGACCGCGUGGGGCAGAUGGAGCGAGUCAUCCCGCUGCCGCUGGACGAUGAUGCCGAGGCCGAGCCCCCUGCCCAGGAGCCCCCCCCGGGCGGCCCCCCCCGGCCCGCCCGCCCCCCCCCCCCC
Molecule: messenger RNA, 2670 nt
Organism: Corapipo altera (White-ruffed manakin)
Lineage: Eukaryota; Metazoa; Chordata; Aves; Passeriformes; Pipridae
Gene: KIF1C
Product: kinesin family member 1C
Exons: 22
Biological process (GO): vesicle-mediated transport; cytoskeleton-dependent intracellular transport; microtubule-based movement
Cellular component (GO): axon; microtubule; dendrite
Molecular function (GO): ATP hydrolysis activity; plus-end-directed microtubule motor activity; ATP binding
Source: RefSeq, a predicted model, not a curated record